This is a messenger RNA of Dentiscutata heterogama, 1005 nucleotides long. The record is from the annotation of a GenBank genome assembly. Lineage: Eukaryota; Fungi; Glomeromycota; Glomeromycetes; Diversisporales; Gigasporaceae.
AUGGACUUGGAAAGCAAGAUCACACAAAUGCAAGAAGAACUUAAUAAUACUCCUAUUAGAAAGGUCAACAAACCGGAUGAUUGGGUGCCGCGCGCUCCUGAAAAAUAUUCGUUAACAGGACAUAGAAAUCCCGUUACGCGCGUUACAUUUCAUCCGGUAUUUUCCGUAUUAGCGUCCGCAUCGGAAGAUACUACCAUAAAAAUUUGGGACUAUGAGACUGGUGAAUUUGAACGUACUCUCAAGGGUCACACCAAGUCAGUCCAAGAUAUAGCCUUUGAUCCUAAAGGCAACUUUUUAGAUUUGACAAUAAAAGUUUGGGAUUUGCAAAAUGAUUAUAAAUGUGUCAAGACUUUAUAUGGACAUGAUCAUAGUGUCUCUUCCGUUGCAUUCUUACCAUCUGGUGAUAUCAUUAUAUCUGCUUCGCGCGACAAGACCAUUAAAUUGUGGGAAUUAUCAUCAGGGUAUUGUACAAAGACUUACAGUGGUCAUUUAGAAUGGGUACGAAUGGUUUCACCAAGUGAGGAUGGAAAAUGGAUCACUACUAGUUCAAAUGAUCAGACUGCACGUCUUUGGGAUGUUACAACUGGAGAGUGCAAGAUGGAAUUUAGAGGUCACGAUCACGUUGUAGAAUGUUCAGUUUUUGCACCCGCUGCUGCAAUUCCCCAUAUACGAGAAAUGAUAGGGCUGGUUGAUCAAAUACUCCCCGGUCAUUACAUUGUGACGGGAUCUAGGGAUAAGACGAUCAAAGUGUGGGAUUCGACAGGCCAAUGUGUGGGUCAUGAUAAUUGGGUGCGUGGUUUAGUUUUUCACCCUAGUGGCAAAUAUCUUCUCAGCGCAUCUGAUGACAAGACUUUAAAGAUAUGGGAUAUGAAAACUGGUCGAUGCACGAAAACUUUGGAAGCGCAUGCUCAUUUUGUUACGUGUAUUGCAUUUAAUAAAACAACUCCUGUUGUGGCUACAGGGUCUGUGGAUCAGACGGUGAAAAUUUGGGCACCAUUUAGGUGA